Atta colombica is the source of this 1300-nucleotide messenger RNA. RefSeq names its product GDP-fucose transporter 1 (gene nac). The record is from RefSeq and is a predicted model, not a curated record. NCBI's taxonomy places the organism in Eukaryota, Metazoa, Arthropoda, Insecta, Hymenoptera, Formicidae. Gene Ontology annotation, molecular function: antiporter activity. Gene Ontology annotation, cellular component: Golgi apparatus. The transcript has 4 exons. The coding region runs from base 302 to 1300 and encodes 332 amino acids. Gene Ontology annotation, biological process: GDP-fucose import into Golgi lumen; protein O-linked glycosylation via fucose.
UUGUGUCAGAAGCACAAAAGAAAAUCUGGUAGUACAGUGAAGCAAGAAAAGUAAACCUAUUGAUGUGGCAAUUUAGAAUACGCAUUUUAGUAAAUUAUAUCAAAUUGCAGUCUCAAAACUAUUUAUUUGCCAUCUGGUUGAAACAUUGUGAUUUUGUAGAAUUAGUUCGUAAAUAGCAAUAUGCAAAGGACAGUAAUUUGACAUAUCUGAUUAAUGCAGACUGUCAAUUUUACAAUAGCCAUAAUAGUUUGACUCAGCAUUUACUGAGAUUGAUUAUCCUAAAAAUUAUAUAAACUCCAAGAUGCAAUUAGAAAAGGGACUGACAUCGAAGUAUGCAUACAUUACAUAUGUGAUUGCAGCCUAUUGGAUAGUAUCAAUUUUGACUGUAUUCGUGAAUAAAGCACUCCUGUCCAGUGAUGCUGUGAAUUUGAAUGCUCCUUUAUUUGUAACUUGGUUUCAAUGUAUAGUGAGUGUAGCUAUCUGUAUUACUUUACGCAUAAUAUCCCAAUGGUUUCCAGACUGCAUUGAAAUCGCAAAUGAUAGUCCAUUUAAAAAGGAUACUUUGAGAAAGGUAUUGCCAUUAUCAAUUCUGUUUACUGCAAUGAUAGCAACUAAUAACUUGUGCUUAAAAUAUGUUGGUGUUGCAUUUUACUACGUGGGUCGUUCGCUAACGACGGUAUUUAAUGUCGUAUUUACUUAUAUUUUACUCGGACAAACAACAUCUUUCAAAUGUAUAGCAUGCUGCGCAGUAAUUAUUGUUGGGUUCUGGUUAGGGGUGGAUCAAGAGCAUGUAGCAGGUUCUCUAUCUAUUCUCGGAACAUUUUUCGGCGUGCUUGGAUCAUUGUCGUUAUCCUUGUAUUCUAUCCGUAUGAAACAAACGCUCCCGAUCGUAAAUCAAGACAUCUGGCUACUUUCAUAUUAUAACAAUGUGUAUAGCAUUAUUAUCUUCAUCCCGUUAAUGAUAAUUAGCGGGGAACAUACCACUGUAUAUAAUUAUGAGAAGCUUGGACAUCCUCUUUUCUGGGGUGCCAUGACAAUCGGUGGUGUAUUCGGCUUUGCCAUUGGAUAUUUCACUGCCCUUCAGAUAAAAGUCACAUCUCCUUUAACACAUAAUGUUAGCGGUACCGCAAAAGCAUGCGCUCAAACAGUUUUAGCGACUUAUUGGUUUAAUGAAAAGAAAUCGUUUCUCUGGUGGAUAAGCAAUAUCGUUGUCCUUACUGCCAGUGCAUUUUAUGCGAGGAUUAGGCAAUUAGAGUUGAAUAAAGAGUACAGAAUCGAGACACGACAAUUUAAAGUGUAA